CAACCGCUAAAUUUUCGGGUCCUGCGGCGCCGAGGUCAGGAGGGUGUUUGUAGCUGUGUCUCCUCCAUAUCGUCCUACACCGGCUUCACUCGUUUAUUCUGCCUCCUUUCUAAUCUGACAAGUUUAUAGCAACAUAAUCGACAACAGUUAUUCUCGGCAUUAUGGCAAUUCCUCCAACAUACGCUGACCUGGGAAAAUCAGCAAAGGACAUCUUCAACAAGGGAUAUGGUUUUGGACUGGUUAAGCUUGACGUGAAGACAAAGUCUUCAAGUGGAGUGGAAUUUAAAACGUCUGGCUCGUCCAACGUAGACACCAGUAAGGUCACUGGCACCCUGGAAACUAAGUACAAAUGGGCUGAAUAUGGUCUGACAUUCACGGAGAAGUGGACCACAGAAAACACGCUUGGGACUGAAGUUUGUGUUGAGGAUCAAAUCACCAAAGGGCUGAAACUUACUUUUGACACUACGUUUUCACCAAACACUGGCAAGAAGAGUGGCAAGGUCAAAACGGCUUAUAAAAGGGAAUACCUUAAUGCCGGCGUUGAUGUAGAUUUAGAUUUCGCUGGUCCUACUAUCCACGGAGCAGCGGUGGGCGGAUACGAGGGAUGGCUGGCAGGCUACCAGAUGACCUUUGACACAGCCAAAUCCAGGAUGACCCAAAGCAACUUUGCAGUGGGUUACAAAACUGGCGACUUCCAGCUCCACACCAAUGUAAAUGACGGUUCUGAGUUUGGUGGCUCCAUUUAUCAGAAAGUAAACGACAAGCUGGAGACUGCUGUGAAUCUUGCCUGGACUGCAGGCAAUAACGGCACUCGCUUUGGAAUCGCUGCUAAAUACCAGUUAGACUCCAGUGCCUCCAUAUCCGCUAAGGUGAAUAAUGCCAGCUUGGUAGGAAUCGGGUACACCCAGACUUUGAGGCCUGGUAUGAAACUCAUCCUCUCGGCACUAGUGGAUGGGAAGAACAUCAAUGCCGGCGGUCACAAACUAGGUCUCGGCCUGGAGCUGGAGGCAUGAGGAGCCAUUUCAGAAGAAGAGGAAGAAUAUCGACAAGAAUCCGGCCCCGUGCGGUCGCAACGGAUAUUCUGAUGAUGAAGCCAAAACUAAGUAGAAUCCCACUUCACAGGCACUGAUAAGAUGGAAAUCUUUCCACCGAGCUCCUUUCAUUGUGGUUGCAAUAAGUAGUCCCAGUCACACGCCGUUAUUAAUCAGCUACUCCUUAACGCCAAUUUAUCCUCCAUCAUGAUAGAAAAAAACUUGAAACCUGGCUUCUUUACUUUGACAAUCCAGGAGUGGCUCCAAAGGCAAAACCUUGUUCUGUUGCUGAAGUGUGAUAAUGUAGAAUGUAUAUCCGAGCUCUUACUUUGCACAGUAGAAUACACCUUUAUUUAAGCUCUUCCUCCUUUGUUUUAUUUGCACAUUUAAUCUCUGUCUAGCCUGAAGCAAAUCUCUUGGCUGCUGCUCGCUUAUUUUCCAAAAGAGGCUUAAUUAUGCUGCGUGAUGAGUUUUAGACCCCUGCUACCUUGAUUACCUGCUUCUAAGUUGCAAGAAAAUGAGAUAAAGACCUCUCUUCUCAUUGGAGGACUGUGACACUAAUCGGGAAGCAGUUUGUGUGUUGGUGUGUGUCUACCUUUACAAUAAAGUCCUAAAAUCAA
Molecule: messenger RNA, 1651 nt
Organism: Mugil cephalus (flathead mullet)
Lineage: Eukaryota; Metazoa; Chordata; Actinopteri; Mugiliformes; Mugilidae
Product: voltage-dependent anion-selective channel protein 2-like
Exons: 9
Coding region: 162-1013 (283 amino acids)
Biological process (GO): monoatomic anion transmembrane transport
Cellular component (GO): mitochondrial outer membrane
Molecular function (GO): voltage-gated monoatomic anion channel activity
Source: RefSeq, a predicted model, not a curated record